Molecule: messenger RNA, 2819 nt
Organism: Nerophis lumbriciformis (worm pipefish)
Lineage: Eukaryota; Metazoa; Chordata; Actinopteri; Syngnathiformes; Syngnathidae
Gene: vps4b
Product: vacuolar protein sorting 4 homolog B
Biological process (GO): endosomal transport; vacuole organization
Molecular function (GO): ATP hydrolysis activity; ATP binding
Source: RefSeq, a predicted model, not a curated record
UGUGUUUCUUGUGGAGGAAAACACGAUGACUCAUUCACUGGCAUGUGUUCCAGUCUGGGACUUUUUCGUGUCACGCUCCAACCAGGAACUUGCGUCUCGCUGUGUGACAGUGGGGACAAUCAGGGUUUGGAUUUGCUGUCUCUCGGGUCCCACUGGACUCCAACAUGGAGCCCACCAAUCUACAGAAAGCUAUAGCAGUGGCACAAAAGGCCGCACAGGAGGACGAGGUGGGCAACUACGAGGAGGCCAUUCGCUGCUACAAACACGCCGUCAAGUACUUUUUACACAUUUUACAUCGUGAGCCGCAGGGUAAAGAUGGCAAUCAGAAAAUCAGAGAAAAAUGUAAGGAGUACCUGGACCGAACAGAAGAACUACAGGAGUACCUAGCGUAUAAACAGAAAGCUAUCGAUCUUGCCAGCAAAGCAGCUCAAGAGGAUAAAGCGCAGAACUAUGAGGAGGCUCUGCGAAUGUACCAGGCUGCCGUACAGUACUUCCUCCAUGUCGUCAAAUACGAAGCCCAAGGUGACAAGGCCAAACAAAGCAUCCGAGCCAAAUGUGCAGAGUAUUUGGAUAGGGCAGAGAAGCUGAAAGAGUAUCUCAAGAAGAAGGAGAAGGCUCCUCCUGCUAAGCCUGUCAAAGAGUCUCAAUCUGAUGACAAAGGGAAUGAAAGUGACGACGGUGAUGACUCAGAGAAAAAGAAAAUGCAGAAUCAACUGUCAGGUGCCAUUGUUAUGGAGAAACCAAACAUCAAGUGGGAUGAUGUUGCUGGGUUAGAGGGAGCCAAGGAGGCCCUGAAAGAAGCUGUGAUCCUUCCAAUCAAAUUCCCUCACCUAUUUACAGGAAAGAGAACUCCAUGGAGAGGGAUCCUGCUCUUUGGACCUCCGGGGACAGGAAAGUCUUACUUGGCUAAAGCUGUCGCUACAGAGGCAAACAAUUCAACCUUCCUGUCAGUCUCUUCGUCUGAUCUCGUGUCCAAAUGGUUGGGAGAGAGUGAAAAGUUGGUCAAGAAUCUGUUCGCCCUGGCGAGAGAACACAGACCCUCCAUCAUCUUCAUUGACGAAAUCGACUCCCUGUGUGGCUCCAGAAGUGAGAACGAGAGUGAGGCGGCGCGUCGUAUUAAGACAGAGUUCCUGGUGCAGAUGCAAGGUGUUGGGAAUGACAAUGAAGGCGUGCUGGUGCUCGGUGCGACAAACAUUCCAUGGACCCUAGACUCUGCUAUCAGAAGAAGAUUUGAGAAAAGGAUCUACAUUCCGCUGCCGGAAGAACAUGCACGCACAUUCAUGUUCAAGCUCCACCUGGGUUCCACCCCCACCAGUCUCGCCGAAUCCGACUUCAUCACACUGGGCAAGAAAACAGAUGGCUACUCGGGCGCAGAUAUUAGUAUUAUUGUGAGAGAUGCGCUAAUGCAGCCAGUUAGAAAGGUCCAGGCAGCCACUCACUUUAAAAAGGUGAACGGGCCUUCGAGAGACGACCCCAGAAUUGUUGUACAUGACUUCUUGACUCCUUGUUCACCGGGAGACCCCAAUGCUAUUGAAAUGACUUGGAUGGAUGUGCCUGGAGAAAAGCUUUUGGAACCUGUAGUUUGCAUGUCGGACAUGUUGAGGUCUUUGACCAACACCAAGCCAACUGUCAACGAACAAGAUCUGGGAAAAUUGACAAAAUUCACAGAAGACUUUGGACAGGAAGGCUAGUUUCAUCAAUGCUGAACUGGGCCAAACCAAAGCAAAAUAAUUGCAAUGUUAUAUUUACUGUUUGUUUUUUUGUGUGUCAUCUUAACUACUCACCAGGCCUUGAGUUUUGUGUUCCUGCAACUUUUUCAUACUCCUCCCCACCCACCCACUCUAAUUACCACAAAACAACUUCUUUAGUUGGCGUCAUAAAAUUAUACGGAGCUUAGAAGAAUUUUGGAUUUAUGCACUAAAGUUGUUGAUGGCAAAAUACCAAGGCUACCUAUAGUUAUUGUCACUAUACCAAUACAUGUCACAUAUGAUCUAUUUUGUAUUAAUAGCAACAAGCAUUUUAUAUGAUAUACUGUAUUUUGUGGAACGUAUCAUUCAUAGGCUGGGGGAGUCAAGCAGCAUGAGUAUAUACAAUUUCUUGUAAUAUGUGUGCAUAGUCUCAAGGUGGUAGGUAUACUAUAGGGAUUUAAGACUUUUUUGAAAACGCUAGGUGAGAGCUACAUUAGAGACUGCCACUGCUGUAGAUUCCUGUCUUGUCCUCUCACAACAAAUGUAUUGUGUUCGUUAAAACUAUUAGGAAGGGAUCACCAAAGGUGCCAGACCAGCAUUAUUUGUAACACAUUUAAGGACUCAGCAGCCCUGCUUGUCUUUUUAUUACGUUCUACUGAACAUAUGUUUCAUGUUUUUAUCGACAGGAACCAAUGCUGGUGAUUACCCGCUAAAAAGCCUUACACAAAUACAAAGUUGUGCAUUUUGAUGUAAUAAGCUGAAGUCGGCGUGUCUAUUUAGUGCAUCUUCAAUUAAAAAUGACACCAUGCAUCCUGUGCCUUCUGGAUAAGCUGCAAUGUUUAUUUUUUUAAUCAAUUUGCUCUCAGUGCUUUGACAAGCGCAUGGUCACUACAACUAGAAAACGUCAGUUCUACUUGCACAGUUAAUGUAUGCUCUCAAAAGUAAUGUACAACUCUUGUUCCUACAGUGUGCAAACUUUCUUUGUGUUUUGAUGGGGAAAUUUUCACUGUAAAGAUUAUUUACAAUUAGCAAACUUGAUUUUGUUUUUGUCUUUAAGAGGUCAACUUUGCGUGUUGUACUUCUGUGUUUUCGUUUCUGAAAUGUAAAUAAAAAAUACAUAAGUUAAAAAAA